Molecule: messenger RNA, 855 nt
Organism: Porites evermanni
Lineage: Eukaryota; Metazoa; Cnidaria; Anthozoa; Scleractinia; Poritidae
Source: the annotation of a GenBank genome assembly
GAUUACUGGGUUGUCCAGCCUGACGACGAUUCUGGUUUUCAAGAUGAUGUAAGCGUGGCUUAUGGUGAAAACAGCCAUAAUCCUGUACAGAUCACCGCUUACAAAACGAUAACAUGGGGUUGCUUCACUCCAAAAAAGCAAGAGUCGAAGGAACGCGAAGAGAAGAGUCGGCAGAAGAUUGGGCUCUCUGAGUGGCCAGCAAGAACCGAAAGCUUUCUUCAUCGGGCUACAAAAAAGAUUAUCGGAAAGACUAGACGAAUCAUCGGGAACUUCAAACCGGAAGAAGAGAAAAAAGCCGCCACACAGAAACAGCAAGAUACAAAGUUGAAAGAAAACCAAACCCCGCAAGUCGUGAAUAUCAUUCUUCCUGCAAAUAGCAGCACAAGUAUUAACGAAGAUCUUGUGGAUGAUGGCAAAGUAAAUUUCUUUCGUGCCGACCCUUUGAGAAGCCCUUUUCGGGAAUCCCGCAGCUCACGCUCGAGUCGGGAAUCCCGAGAACCGCACCCGGAGGAUGAAUCACUGCGGAGGGAGUCUCGUUCCAGUAACUCGUUCCAGCGGGUUGAUCUAAAGCGAUGUUCAAUUCGAGGGCUCCGAGAUUCGGUGUUUCUAGAAUCCCGCGACUCGUUGUCCCGUGUCUCUCUGAAGUUCAUUGACAGACAGCCCAUGUUGAGGGUCUUGUUUGAAUUCCAAGCCUGUGACGACGAUGAAAUCGCUGUUCGAAGAGGAGAGCUUGUCAAAGUGCUGAACAAAGAUGACCAAGAUUGGUGGUGGGUGGAAAACGCUCAUGGGGAACAAGGGUUUGUGCCGCGCAAUUUCCUGUGGCCCUGUGGCUGUUAUGGUAAGGGAAGUCGGUAG